AUGGACAAUUUCCAAGAUUAAAAUAUGGAUUAACUUUCCUUUUCCAUUGGUGUCAGGUUUUGAUUUGAUGCUGCCUGAUGACUUCACUGACAUUCUUUUGCCAAGCAUCCUGCCAGAAGACAGUAGUGACUACAAGUUUCUGGACUCUACAAUUUCCUGGAGCGAAUUGGAGUCACCAGACCACUGGAAAACCUUGACUGGUUUCCCACCCAGUGACCCUGGGUAUGAAUCUGCACCCACCUCUCCAUACAGCGUUGAUGAUUCCAAUCCAGGAUCCCAAGCUCCUAACUCUCCAGACUCCGGUGGAAGUGAAUCAGAUUUUGAUCCCUCCAUAACACAUACUCAAUAUGUAACUCAAAAUGAAGGAUUUCCUAAAACUUUAAAUGGUGAUUCCAAUCCUCCGAAACGAGGCAGAGGAAGACCAAGAAAAUUUGGCAAAGAAGAAAAGAACUUUGUAGAAGCCAAGAAAAACAAACAUUCCCCACGUGGCACUCACCUCUGGGAGUUUAUCAGGGAUAUCCUCCUUCAUCCAGAGAUGAACAAUGGCCUUUUGAAAUGGGAAGACCGGUCAGAAGGAAUCUUUAAGUUUCUAAAGUCUGAGGCUGUUGCACAACUUUGGGGUGAAAAGAAAAAGAACAGCAGCAUGACCUAUGAAAAGCUCAGCAGAGCCAUGCGGUACUAUUACAAACGCGAAAUCCUGGAGCGAGUGGAUGGGAGGAGGCUGGUCUACAAAUUUGGAAAGAAUUCGAGUGGUUGGAGAAUUGGAGAUGCAUGAUCAGACUUACUUUCUUCUGAUAUUAAAAAAUUUGCUGACAGUACAGAUGUUUGCUGGCAAACAAAUUCCAUCAGUUGGAGUGAGAUGACCAAGCCUGCAAUGGACUUACGACUUGCUCCAUUUGGGGGAUGUGCUCCAUGGGCAUUAAGUAAUGAAUUUUUGAGGAGAUGGAAGCAUUUUGUUUAAUUUUUAAUUCUCACAUUUUAUCAGACUCCAGCCUUUCAGGGCCAAAAGUGUGUGUCACAAAGGUGGCACUUGAAAUAGUAAGCCUAUAUUUGGGCCAAAGUAGGUUAUUAAACCAAUUUUAUACUGUUCUGGAUAUUCUACAAGCUAUUUGAUGAAACUCACGGCAUGUACAGCAAAUGUUUCAGAUGCAGUGGGUGACUAUGAACAACUCCAAGAAACAAAUUACUCUGUUCUGGCAUUGUUCGAUACUUCAAUGAUGUGUACAUACGGACAAUGUGGCUGCAUUGCAUGACUUUGUUCUCUUGCUUAUGCAUGGAAGUGUGUUUUGCAAUAAGGCUAUCAAUCUAAGUCUGUGUAUAAAUGUCUAUUGAUGUUCCUUCUUGGCCAUUUGAAAUGUUGGAAACUUAUUCAGCUGGACUGGUGCAAUUUCCACUGGAAUGUGAUUGUACAUAUGAGUUGCGAAGACAAGGGUUAAGUGCCCUAAAUAGAUUGAAUAGAUUUUGUAAGAAAUUUUAAGUCUCUAAACAUUAUAAUUAUGGAUCUGUAUGUACUAUAUUUUCCUAUGGAAUACAUUGAUAUUUUGCAAAUAAAAACAAAUUUUAAAAUUCCAA
Molecule: messenger RNA, 1572 nt
Organism: Rhincodon typus (whale shark)
Lineage: Eukaryota; Metazoa; Chordata; Chondrichthyes; Orectolobiformes; Rhincodontidae
Product: ETS-related transcription factor Elf-3
Exons: 6
Coding region: 68-775 (235 amino acids)
Biological process (GO): cell differentiation; regulation of transcription by RNA polymerase II
Cellular component (GO): nucleus
Molecular function (GO): DNA-binding transcription factor activity, RNA polymerase II-specific; sequence-specific DNA binding
Source: RefSeq, a predicted model, not a curated record